Molecule: messenger RNA, 3838 nt
Organism: Cataglyphis hispanica
Lineage: Eukaryota; Metazoa; Arthropoda; Insecta; Hymenoptera; Formicidae
Exons: 4
Coding region: 1261-2256 (331 amino acids)
Source: RefSeq, a predicted model, not a curated record
UUCAAUAAUAUUUAUUGAAUUUUAUAAUGUAAUAUGACUUGUUUGUGCGUUUACGGCGAUUGUUAUUUUGUUCGUGUCAUUUAUUAGUUUAGAUAUUUAUUAAUUUCGAGUCUCUAUUUUUGCGUAUCAAGAAUUUUAUUGCACACUCUCCAAAAUAAUGUUCGUAUAUUGGAUCUCUAAAUAAUAAACACGAAACCGAACAACCGAAACACGCCACACCUGUGCAACGAACGGAAUACAUUAAUGAAUCCUUCUUCACCUGACUAUCGGUCACCUGAGUCACUUCCUGUCGGCUCUGAAAAGCCUCCCCCUCUCCUCGGUAAAAUUUAAAAUCGCCGAUACAAUUGCGUCCCGCGCAUCCGCUGUCGAGAUGUAAUCACAGAACGAAAACCUGUCAUUGUCGUUGCGCGUUUACAGAGAACAGCGAAAGUUAAAACAGUGAACGUCUGUCUGUCGUAUAAUUCCUUCAUAUUUAUUCGUACCUAUUUGUGAUUUAAUAAAUAUAAAAUUCACGAUUGUAUAAAUUAAUAUCAAAUAUAAAUUAAUAUCAAAUAUGUAAAAAUAUAUGACUGUGUCAAAGAAUAUGGGAAUUCAAAGAAGAAAAGAAAGAAUAUAUAAUUAUUAUUGAAAGCUGCAACAAGUGUAAUUAGAAAAACGGUUGUAUAAUUACAUUCUUAUUAAUUUUUUAUCGCGUCAAUAACAUAGUAAAUAAAAGUUUUCUCUUCGAAUGAUUGCACUAUAAAUAGCACAAAUAUACGGUUCGGUGAAGUGGAAGAAAGGAAGAUAAAAGCUUGGUAGAAGCAGGCCGAUGCAAGGUGCAACACGUGCUGCUCGACAGCUGUUUUCCGGUUGAAAUUCAGACGUUAAGUCCAAUUUUAAUUUCGCGCCCGGGCGCAUCUUUAAAUAGCAAUAAUUACAAUAUGACAGGGGGUGAAUCUCCCACGUCUGUCAUAGACUCGCAGUGUCAUUCAUCGAAAUUCACGGUUUAUUCGCGUUUAUGAAAGUCGCAUUUCGAGAUACACGCAGGAGGAAGUAAAUCAUCAUAAGAAUUACAGAUGUCUUGUUUCGUAUUUAUUGUUCAACGAUCGUAAGAGCUUUGAACAGCGCAAGGGAAUAAUGCAUUCCGGAUCGAUGAAUAUUAUUUGCAGAUAGUCCGUUAUUCCUGUCCAAUGUAAGAAAGGAGGAAAAGAAAAGACAAAAGGAGAAACGGAGGAAGCGAUAAAUUUCGCGUUAACCACCAAGCUGAUUUAACUGAUCGUCAUGGAAAACGAGGACUUUGGUUUCGCGAGAAGGUCCGAUAACGUUCUGAGAAUGAUUCACACUGUUAGCAAUGAACAAAUGCACGACAAUAAUACAAUUCGUAACGACGAGCAACGAAUCUGUUCUUCAUCUAAGACGUCGGAAGUCGGUGGUGGUGGAUCAACGACUUCAGCGCCUCCGAUCAGGGCCGGAAGCGAGGGUCGUGAACGCGCCUCAACCGCCGCCGGCUCAGUCGUUCCCGACACGCCGAACAUACCGAACGUGGUGGAGUAUCAUCUUAAAGUCAAGCCUAGAUCAACGACGAGACACUGCCGGCACGAUAACAUUCCUAGGGACCAGUCUUUGGAAGAAAUGAAGAAGGAGAAGAUUCCGGUAUCCUUCGAUGAUAAGAAGAAAGAUUUUGUAUCAAAGCUAUCGCGUUUGUCCAUCGACAAUAAUGUCUUUGAAGGAUCCACCGAUCUGCCGCAAGUGUUUCAGGUGAAAUAUUUGGGAUCCCACGAUGCAAGAGGCCUCUGGGGCAUCAAGCAUACGAGAAGGCCCGUCGAUAAUAUGGUUUCUGCUGCAAAGGCCUUGCCGACUAACACAAUGCUUCCUCUUAUCAAACUGGUGGUCUCUCAGGAAGGAGUUACCUUGCUGCCGAUAGAUAAGAGGAAGCAGGAUGCCAAUUCCAGGAUGUAUCCUAUCGAGACGAUCUCCUAUGGUGUGCAAGAUCUCAUUUACACUAGGGUUUUCUCUAUGAUUGUUGUUCGCGAAACGGAGAACUUCCGAAGGAUCUCGCCGUUUGAGUGUCACGGUUUUGUUUGCGAGUCCAAGUAUUAUGCAAGGCAAUUAACAUACGCUCUCGCAACAGCCUUUGAAAUGUACUCUAAAACCGUGAAGGCUCAGGAGAAACUGGCCGAAGUUACCGGGAAUAACACCGCCAGAAAGAGAUUCGCGAUCGAUCUGAGAAGUCCCGAAGAAAUCGAAGCGGAUCUUACGAUGGAUUCCGAGGCGUAGCUUGAAAAGUCUGUCUGUUAUUUAAUGGACUAAAAUAUGAAUAAGUUUGAAUUUUUAGUCAGAAAAUUUUGGGGAAUCUUUGAUCUACGUAAAAAGAGUUGAAAAAGAAUUCAAUGUAAAUCUGUGGAAUUGAAAUCGUCUUCGAAAAAUUCGGUUUAGUUUUAACGCAAUAUAGAAUAAGUAAUUAUUUUAUAAUCCGAAAAAUAUUUUUUGAAAAGAACAAUACACACGCACACAGACACACACACACACACAUACACACAGGAUAAAAAAUAUAGAAAUGUUAGAUUUUCAAAUAAAUAUCACUAUUUCUUUUGUUGCAGAAGAAUGCAUUUAUAUUAAGUUACUAAUUAUUUUCUUUUAAAUACUCUGUACAGUUUUAUAACGCUUUUAUAAUGUUAAUGUUUUUAUUACGCUUGUUGUUUAAAAAAUUUACAUAAAACUAUAUAUUUUUUACAAUGAAAGCAUUAAUUUUACGACGCACAUACACACACACACACACAUACAUAAUAAAAAGAAGAUUUAAUAUAUAUUUUUUAUUGCAUGGAAGAUUUAUUGAAGAGAAUACGUAUUUAGUAAUUAUAUAUUUUUAAUACUAAUAUAAAAAAGCUUUUUAAUAAGUUUAUAUGUAAAUAUUCGUAGAUACAAUUAGACUCAUUAUAUUAAGUAAAUAAUUGUAUAUAUUAAGUGCAACAUUUUUUACUAAUAUCUCGAGCGUAACACUUCUAUUUAAUAUAUAUUAACUUGUUCGAAGAGAGAUAAUUCGUUACAUUAUGAAAAAUCAUGUCUUAACUUAUACAUCUUUUUUAAUAUGGACGCAGACGUUUUGGAUUUAUAUUUGUUUAUUUACUUUUCUAAAUUGUAUUUAUAUGUACAUUACGGAAUCGGUAUUCCAAUACAAAAACAAGAAAUAUUUAUCGUUAGAGUGUUGUUAUGUGGAUAUGAGUGUUCUUGUACAAUUGUUGCUUAUUUUAUUAUUUUAUCGGCAUUGUGAAAAGCUAGAGAUAGGCUUCGCCUAUCUGAGAUGAUAGCUAGAUAUCCAAAGAUAUCGAAUAGAAAAAAAUGGAACGCGCGGGAGUUGUGGAUGAUGUUUCAAGCGUCGCGACUUGUGCGAUUUCACGAAAAUUUUACGACGAUGAUCGAUGAAUCGGACGACGAUUUUGGAUUUACUUCUUAGCCGUUUUACGUGUGCAUGUGUGUUUCUAGUUUAAGUUCAAUAUUUCAAAACUACAUUCUAAUACGCGCGAAAGCUAUAUAUAUAUAUAAGCAACAGGAAAUUUUCUGUUAUUAUUUAAUGCGUUUUUAUAUUUUUUAGUUAUUUUAUACUAAGUUCACAAGAGACCAAUAUCGACACAUAUCAAUGUAAAUAUGUUGUGUUGUCAGCAACACUUUCUUAUCGCCGUGUAUAUAUUGCUUUAUUUCAAUUAGUAAGUUUUUCUUUUUUUAUUACGUUUGCGAGACUAUCCCGUCACGAUUCUUGUGCACUUUAGGCUUGGGACAUUCGUGUAACGCUUUUUCUUGUAUAAUCAUGGUCUUGUACUCUAGAUAUCAGUAUUAAACGAUUAUAUUUGUUGGCCUUUUA